CGAAUAUGCAACCGGUGUUUACAUUGUAACAGGUACAUCGUGUUUGUACAUGUACGUACCGCGUGUACAUGUAUUGUACGGUUUUGCUACCCAACCCAAUACGAAAAGCCCGAGUUCACUGAAGAACCCUGCUUGCUUUUGAGAACAAAGUUACACUGCUUUUGAGUAUCGAGAAUAUGUCUGACGAGGCAGAAGUGCCCAUCGAAACUACACCACUGGCCACACCAGGUAGCCCACUGACGGCUACAGAGAAGCCCGAUAAAGCAGUGGGAAACAAAUCAGCCAAGAAAUCCCCACGGAAUAAGCCAGCAAAAUCCCCCCGUGGUCCUCCAGAGCUAACCCACGAAGAACUAGCUGAAAAAGAGAAGAAUUUUUUGCUGGACUGCAUAGCCGUGGACUCCAUUGCCAAGGACUAUUCCCACUGCCAGCCGAAACUUGGGCCGGCGAUUCCCCCCUAUAAUUCACAAAAAGACAAGCAUGUAAAAGUGUAUUUUGCCAGAGAGCAGGUUGAUGAAACCCUACGGAAGACAAAACAGGACAAAGGUGGCUGCUCCAUUGAUGGGCCUGUAAUUGACAGAUUCAUUGAAUCAGGGGCUGGCUACAGAUAUUUGCAUGCACGGAAUGCAGCACCUGGGUCAGCUAAAGCUGGUCACUCAACCGAGCAGGUCAAUGGACAUGGUCAGUUCCUGUCAGAUGCCAAGCCAAUAUUUGGAUUCAAUGGAGAGUAUGGAUACCGGCGUAACACCCCUUGGCUCAGAAAGAUGCCUUCACCAUUUGGCAUUGACCCUCGGUCUCCUACACAGUAACACUAAUGUUCAUAAACGGGUGGCUUUUACUCAAGUUCACUUAAUAUCUUGGUUUUUUAAAACCCACACGUUCGAAGGCAUUUCAAUGAAAUUAUCGGACUCAUGUGGAUAAUUAUGACAAAAAUGUCAUCAUAAUUCAUAUUUUCCUUCGUUUAAGUUUUGCUGGUGCAAGCUAAGUUGUUUAGAAGUUAUUGUAAUCUCGAAGGCUUGUUAAACAUCAGUUUGGAAGUGAUGUUGCCUUGAGUAUGACAAGUUUUCGGUUCAAACAUUACUAAUUUUUCCCCAGUGUCGUUUUUCCAUCACUUAGUGCCAGGCAGACUGCAAAGGAACAAUUGCGAAUUUACAAAUGAACCAGAACAAGCCGUUUUGCAUGCGAGUUCAGGACAAGAAGAAAGUUGUACGUACUGUAUCUCUGAUUCUAUACAGGCUAUAAAACUGGGUCAGCCAUAGGGGCUGUUAAUCUCCAAGGUUAAAAUCUGAAAAUGUACAUGUGUAAAGCAAGAUUUGAGCUGUGAACGAAUUCUUAAGAGUUUGUCGUGUAUGCUAUAGUUGUAACAUUUGAUGAAAAGUUGUCUUAUCCUAAAUUCCACAUGUAAAUAACUUUUAAUACCACACUCUACUUGAAGUUUUAAUAUGAAACACUGCACGAAAGACAAGAAAAAGGACGGCAUCUUUAACAAUGUG
Acanthaster planci (crown-of-thorns starfish) is the source of this 1490-nucleotide messenger RNA. RefSeq lists its product as uncharacterized. The record is from RefSeq and is a predicted model, not a curated record. NCBI's taxonomy places the organism in Eukaryota, Metazoa, Echinodermata, Asteroidea, Valvatida, Acanthasteridae.